UGUCCCUCACGCGGACUAUAGAGAGCAAUUUUUUGCCUCGACCAUCACCCUCCAUAAAAUAUCCAGAUUUUUGCCCGCUACAUGCACAAAAAGAAUGGAUCCGAAUUUGUGUCUCUUUCCAGAAAAUAUAGUCGGAGAUGUUCGAACUCCACUAUUUAUACUGAAUAGUGCAUUUGAUUAUUACCAGGUUCGAAACCGUUUGGUUCCUGAAUCGUCUCCCGAUUGGGAACGAUGGAAAAUGUGUUCGAACGAUCUGAGCUUUUGUACGGCUUCUGAUAAACAGUUGAUAACUGAUUUUGGUGAUGCAUUUUUCAAAGGCGUUAGAGAAAUCCUCAAAAAUCCUUCAGGAGGCAUGUUUAUAGAUGCAUGCUAUGCUCAUUCAGUAUCAAAUGAUGAGCACUAUUGGUCACCCAAUUCCACUGUAAAAUUGGGAAAUUUGACCAUAUUGGAGGCCUUUGCUAACUGGUAUUUCGAUAGAGAUUCAGUCACAUUGGUUACUUCUUCCAAAUUUUUUGAGAUUUGUACUUAUUGAAGUAUGUAAUAGCUAGUUUUAGUUGUGCGAG
Molecule: messenger RNA, 563 nt
Organism: Salvia hispanica
Lineage: Eukaryota; Viridiplantae; Streptophyta; Magnoliopsida; Lamiales; Lamiaceae
Source: RefSeq, a predicted model, not a curated record